AUGGCUGGUUCGGUCGUUGCUCCUCCCUCAACAGCCAUCUUCUUUGUCACUGAUGUCGCUCGCCCUUCAGCUCUGCAACAAACCAAUGGCCCGCUCCACGAUGCUCUCUGUACAAGUAUCCAGACGAGCACGACGGCGUCGGUUGUAAAACUGCGCACCGUGGCCGUGACCGUGCACGACCAACAACCAACCGCCCGCUCAGCCAAAUCUCCCAGCAACGCGGCUGUGGCAGGCUCCGUCCUACAGGGCUCCCCUACUCGUUACUUGGCUCUGUGCUUGUGCACCUUUCCCUACCAGAUCAUGGACCACGGCACCUUACAUGGCAUCUUGCCUCGCCGCACUUAUGCGCAUCAUACGUGCUUUGCAGCUUUUAUCUCCCGCUGUACGGUGUACAGACGGGGCAGCGCACCAGCCUCCGGGCCGCUUCUGCUGCAGAUCGCUAGUCGGGGUCCCCCACCAGAUUUUGAAGCAUACGAUACUCAUCCCGGCAUGUACAAGUACAGUGGUGGAAACUCUGGGCUUGGGAUCUCGGCUACGAAGCAGCUCGUUUAUGUGAGAUGGACCCGAGCAAGGGUCCCAGAGGCGUACUCGUAUGCUGGCACGGCGAGCAAGCACGUCUUCCCGUGCCCAGCACAGAGUACCGGUACAUUGAAAACUAUGCCCAGGCCAUUUAAUCUCUCAGCAUGUCCGAGCUUUCGUGAGACUCUCGCCGCCGCUGUUGCAAGCAUCUUGAGCAUCCUGUCUUCAUCGUACGAAGCCGAGAUGCGUCGUCGAGCUGGAUAUCUUCGGCGUCGGCUCAGCGUUGCUCCUCGUGCUCCUACGGAGUCCCGGGGCGCUCCCAGCCAAUCCCAUCGUGCAGGCUACCAAGGCAAUGCGUCGCUGCUAAUCGAUGCAUGGGCGAGACAGAUGAGCCUCCAUGCACAUGUACAUCAGUAG
Trichoderma virens Gv29-8 is the source of this 936-nucleotide messenger RNA. RefSeq lists its product as uncharacterized. The transcript has 5 exons. NCBI's taxonomy places the organism in Eukaryota, Fungi, Ascomycota, Sordariomycetes, Hypocreales, Hypocreaceae. The record is from RefSeq and is a predicted model, not a curated record. Bases 1 to 936 code for a protein of 311 amino acids.